AUGGUGAUCUUAACUCAAGGACAUAAACCAGCGCCUGAGAUGACUGGCAGCGACUUACACCCGUCUCCCUUUAAGCUUGUAAGACCAAAUGCUCUUCUGCUAAAUCUGUUACAAUCUGGUGGUGCCAAGAAGGAAAUCUUUACAAUGAAAGAGGUAAUUCACCAUCUUGGUCAGUACAUUAUGGCCAAGCAGUUGUAUGACAAGAAGCAGCAGCACAUUGUCCACUGCUCUAAUGAUCCUCUCGGAGAACUAUUUGGGGUACAGAGCUUCUCUGUGAAAGAACCCAGGAGACUGUAUGCAAUGAUUUUCAGAAAUCUGCUAACUACUGAUUCAGAAGAAAGUUCUUCAAAUGGUCAACCAUCAGAACCUCAGAGAGAGGGCCAGAAGUCAGACGGUGUCUCUUUAACCCUAGAUGAGAGCCUUUCAUGGUCGGUGAUAAGUGACUCUACAGACACCUCUUCUAAUGCAUUUAUAGCCGUAUACAACGACUGGAUAUCGAGUGUAGCCAUGAUCCAAUCUGAUUCAACAGACCAUGAGGCAGGUUCUGUCUCUGAUCAGUUCAGUGUUGAGUUUGAGGUGGAGUCUGUAUAUUCCGAAGAUUAUAGUCCUAGUGGAGGAGAAGAAAGUCUGUCAGAUGACCUGGAUGAUGAGGUUUACCAGGUGACUAUGUGCCAAGAUGAAGAAUCAGGAGACUCUUUGGACGAGGAGAUGGACAUUUCUGAAGCUGAUUACUGGAAGUGUUCACAGUGUGAUGAGAUGAAUCCUCCUAUUCCAAGAUACUGUAAAAGAUGUAGGUCUCUUCGUAAAGACUGUCUCCCAGACCAAAGUGAAGAGAAGAAUUUCCCCUUGAAAAGAAAAGGGAUUGAAGAUUCCCUGGAAGAUGUGGGCAUUGAUGUCCUAGAUGGCAAAAAGCCCAAACUGACAGAUAUGCAAGAUUCAGUUCUCGCAAGAAAAGAUGAUGAGGGAAUCCAGAGCUUUUCUCAGCCCUCCACAUCUUGUAGUCAGGAGGAGUACAGAGAUGGUGACCAAGCUCACCAGGAAAGUUUAGAAGGGAGCCUUCCACUCUCUAGUGUUGGACCUUGCGUAAUCUGCCAGACUAGGCUGAAGAAUGGCUGCAUUGUCCAUGGCAGAACAGGGCAUCUCAUGGCAUGUUAUACAUGCGCGAAAAAGCUUCAGAAGAGGGACAAGCCUUGCCCUGUAUGCAGACAACCAAUUCAAAUGAUCGUAUUAACCUAUGUCAGCUAG
Bufo gargarizans (Asiatic toad) is the source of this 1245-nucleotide messenger RNA. RefSeq names its product E3 ubiquitin-protein ligase Mdm2-like. The transcript is spliced from 9 exons. Bases 1 to 1245 code for a protein of 414 amino acids. NCBI's taxonomy places the organism in Eukaryota, Metazoa, Chordata, Amphibia, Anura, Bufonidae. The record is from RefSeq and is a predicted model, not a curated record. Gene Ontology annotation, molecular function: identical protein binding; ubiquitin protein ligase activity. Gene Ontology annotation, biological process: negative regulation of apoptotic process; regulation of cell cycle. Gene Ontology annotation, cellular component: nucleus.